Molecule: messenger RNA, 3198 nt
Organism: Alligator sinensis (Chinese alligator)
Lineage: Eukaryota; Metazoa; Chordata; Crocodylia; Alligatoridae
Gene: SLC9A1
Product: solute carrier family 9 member A1
Exons: 13
Coding region: 601-3051 (816 amino acids)
Biological process (GO): sodium ion transport; proton transmembrane transport; regulation of pH
Cellular component (GO): membrane
Molecular function (GO): sodium:proton antiporter activity
Source: RefSeq, a predicted model, not a curated record
UGCUCCCAGGAGGGCCUGGCCCUGGUGCAUGUUGGGCUCAGGGUUUCAGCCCUGCCCUUCCUGGGCCUGCCCCAGCUCCAGCUGUUGUCCCCCUGGGCUUGCCCCAUCUGCCCCUGCCCUCCUGCAGCGAGGCUCAUCCACACCUCAUAGCCUUGCCUCUGCUCCUUCAUUCCUUCCCCCACUUGCCUGCAGGGCCUGUUUGCUUGGGAGCCAGCCUCACAGCUGCCCUCACGCUUUCCAGGUCCUGCCCUAGCUGCCGUGGCUUCUCUCCCCACUUUUGUGCUUCCUUUCCAUCCCCAGUGCAUCCCAGCCUGCCGUCAUGCUAGGGCCUCCGCUUCCCUUCCUUUUCCCCAGUAGCACCGGCUCCUGCGACCCUCGUGUGCCAAGUAUGUGCGUGCCCUGCUACUGCGCCAGCUCCUCCAACAGCCCUGUAUUUUAUACGCCGUGUAUGACCAGGCUGGGGAAGGCUGGAGCUGGGCUGGGCGGUGCUGGCCCCUUCUUGCCCCUCUCCGUGCCCUUGGCAGCACUUGCCCCAUGCGGCUCUCUGGGACCGGCUACCGGUGAGGCACCGACCAGGCGCUGCGCACGGACCAAGGGAAGAUGCAGGCGACAGGCUGCCUGGGGGUCCCGACCCUCCACAAGCUGCCCAGCGUGUUCAUGGUGGCAGCCCUGCUGGGGCUCCUGCCUUUGCUUCACAGCCAUGGCUUGCAGCCGAACCCUAUGCUGGCCUCGGAGGCACCCCACCACUACCCAGCAGUGGUCCGGGGCAACGAGCCGGGGGACUUCACGUCUGCCCCCCCUGGCAUCUCAGAGGAGAUUCACCCUCUGAGCAAGCACUCCAGCAACCACACAGGCAAUGGGCACAGCAAGCCUGAGAAAGCUUUCCCCGUCCUGGGCAUUGACUACACCCGCAUCCGGAUCCCCUUUGAGAUCUCGCUCUGGAUACUCUUGGCCUGCCUCAUGAAACUGGGUUUCCACGUCAUUCCCUCCGUGUCCAACAUUGUGCCGGAAAGCUGCCUGCUCAUUGUGGUGGGCCUCCUGGUCGGGGGGCUCAUCAAAGGCGUGGGGGAGAGCCCCCCCAUCCUGAACUCCGAAAUCUUCUUCCUCUUUCUCCUCCCACCCAUCAUCUUGGAUGCCGGCUACUUCCUGCCCCUGCGCCAGUUCACGGAGAACCUGGGCACCAUCCUCAUCUUCGCUGUGGUGGGGACGCUGUGGAACGCCUUCUUCCUCGGCGGGCUGAUGUACGCGGUGUGCCAAAUCGGCGGCACCGGCCUCAAUCACAUCGGCCUCCUGGCCAACCUGCUCUUCGGCAGCAUCAUCUCGGCCGUGGACCCCGUCGCGGUGCUCGCCGUCUUUGAGGAGAUCCACAUCAACGAGCUCCUGCACAUCCUGGUGUUUGGGGAAUCCCUGCUCAAUGAUGCUGUCACCGUUGUGCUCUACCACCUCUUUGAGGAGUUUGCUAACAUCAAACAAGUGACCAUCAUCCACAUCCUCCUGGGCUUCAUCAGCUUCUUCGUGGUGUCCCUGGGCGGUGUCUUCAUCGGCAUCAUCUACGGGAUCGUUGCAGCCUUCACCUCCCGCUUCACCUCCCAUAUCCGUGUCAUCGAGCCCCUCUUCGUCUUCCUCUACAGCUACAUGGCUUACCUGUCGGCUGAGCUCUUCCACCUCUCCGGCAUCAUGGCGCUCAUCGCUGCCGGCGUGGUCAUGCGCCCGUAUGUGGAGGCCAAUAUCUCCCACAAGUCCCAUACCACCAUCAAGUACUUCCUGAAGAUGUGGAGCAGCGUCAGCGAGACGCUUAUCUUCAUCUUCCUCGGCGUUUCCACUGUGGCGGGCAAGCACUACUGGAACUGGACCUUUGUCAUCAGCACCCUGCUCUUCUGCCUCAUUGCCAGGGUGUUAGGUGUCUUGGGCCUCACCUGGUUCAUUAACAAGUUCCGCAUUGUGAAGCUGACCCCCAAGGACCAGUUCAUCAUCGCCUACGGGGGCCUGAGAGGGGCCAUCGCCUUCUCGCUCUGCUACCUCCUGGAUUACUCGCACUUCAACAUGAGGGACAUGUUCCUCACGGCCAUCAUCACCGUCAUCUUCUUCACUGUCUUCGUGCAGGGCAUGACCAUCCGCCCGCUGGUGGACCUGCUGGCCGUGAAGAAGAAGCAGGAGACAAAACGCUCCAUCAACGAGGAGAUCCACACCCAGUUUCUGGACCACCUCCUGACUGGGAUUGAGGAUAUCUGUGGUCACUACGGCCAUCACCACUGGAAAGACAAGCUGAAUCGCUUCAACAAGAAGUACGUGAAGAAGUGCCUGAUCGCGGGCGAGCGCUCCAAGGAGCCCCAGCUCAUCGCCUUUUACCAUAAGAUGGAGAUGAAGCAGGCCAUCGAGCUGGUGGAGAGCGGGGGCAUAGGCAAGAUCCCCUCAGCAGUCUCUACAGUCUCCAUGCAAAACAUCCAUCCCAAGACCUUGCCUGUGGAGCGUAUCCUCCCGGCCCUGUCCAAGGACAAGGAGGAGGAGAUCAGGAAGAUCCUGCGUAACAACCUGCAGAAAACCAGGCAGAGGCUGCGAUCCUACAACCGGCACACACUGGUGGCCGACCCCUACGAGGAAGCCUGGAACCAGAUGUUGCUGCGGAGGCAGAAAGUCCGGCAGCUGGAGAAGAAGAUGAACAAUUACCUGACGGUCCCGGCUCACAAGGUCGACUCGCCCACUAUGUCCAGGGCUCGCAUUGGCUCAGACCCAAUGGCCUACGAGCCCAAGCCGGACUCGGAGAACCUCCCCAUCAUCACCAUUGACCCUGCAUCGCCCCAGUCCCCGGAGUCAGUCGACCUGGUGAACGAGGAGAUGAAGGGCAUGAGCCGCCUGCCGCCAUCACCCGAGGAGGAUGAGGAGGGCCUUGUGAUGCGGGUCAAGGAGCCGUCCUCCCCGGGCACGGACGACGUCUUCACCCCGGGGACCAGUGACAGCCCCAGCAACCAGCGGAUGCUGCGGUGCCUGAGCGACCCCGGGCCUCGGCCGGAGCCGGAGGAGGGGGAGCCCUUCAUCCCCAAGGGGCAGUAGCAGUGGGCAUGCAGCCGGAUCCGGCCUGGAGGGGUGCCGUUGCAUACGUGUGGAUUGUCUCUUUCCCCGGGUUCCCCUGCCCCUGGGUGCUGGGUUUCAGGCUGGGGGGGGCACUGUGGACAAGGAGGAAGAGGAGACCCCCGUGGG